AAACGUGUCCUUAAACAUUGUCGCGAGUGUUGAUUACAUUAAAUGGGAAGAAUGAAAGUCGCUCUGUUUUGUGUAUAUUUUGUGAUUUCUGUAUUUGGAAUUUCUGAAGCCUGUAAAUGUGCUGUUCGACAUCCACAGACCAUUAUCUGCCGAUCAGACUUUGCAAUAAAGGCUAAGAUUUUGUACGAGGAUCCAGUCGAUACAUUAUACACGAGAUAUAGAGUGAAAGUCCUACAAAAUUUCAAGAGUGGUUAUGCCCCAUCGAGACGGAAUUCCCGAGUAUGGAUAAAAACUGCGUCAUCGUCGGCGGCCUGUGGUGUAAGAUUCCAGAAGAAAAGUACUUACGUUAUAGCAGGAUCUAGAGAUAGAGAUGGGACACUCAGAGCCAAUAGCUGCUCCUUGAAUCGCAAAGUCCAGGAUAUGACUACAUUUCAACUAUUUGCCUUGAAUAAGAUGGGUUAUCAAAAUAAUUGCAACUGCGAGAUACGGGAAUGUCCUCAUAAUGUGUGCGAGGCUGGGCAGGGCUGUCUUUCUCCUUAUAACAAUUCAGACUGCUACCACAGAACUGCAUUGUGCAGAAGAUCUGGUUCAACCUGUUCAUGGACUCCAAAUGCUUGUUAAACAAAGUCUUUCUGCAUAAUUCUGAAAUAAAUAAACUUAAAUAAAUCACCUAAA
Molecule: messenger RNA, 675 nt
Organism: Saccostrea echinata
Lineage: Eukaryota; Metazoa; Mollusca; Bivalvia; Ostreida; Ostreidae
Product: metalloproteinase inhibitor 3-like
Exons: 5
Coding region: 43-621 (192 amino acids)
Biological process (GO): negative regulation of membrane protein ectodomain proteolysis; negative regulation of endopeptidase activity
Cellular component (GO): extracellular matrix
Molecular function (GO): metalloendopeptidase inhibitor activity; protease binding
Source: RefSeq, a predicted model, not a curated record